Messenger RNA from Paramecium tetraurelia, 807 nucleotides. RefSeq lists its product as uncharacterized. The record is from RefSeq and is a predicted model, not a curated record. The transcript has a single exon. Lineage: Eukaryota; Ciliophora; Oligohymenophorea; Peniculida; Parameciidae.
AUGACAAAAAUAAAUUUUGUUUAUUUAGAUUCUACUAAAUGUACCGAUCCUUGCUAUAACCUUUUUACUGAGUAGAUCAUGCAAACAUUAAUUAUAUCAUUUUACAGCCCCUCAAACUAAUUCAUUUUACAUAUCCUUGAAAAGAGAAUGAUCCAGGUAUUUGUAUAGUUUCAUAAUGUAAAUAUGCAACUCGCGUGCUUGCAUUAUUUGCUCAAAUAAUAGUACUAAUCUUUAUAUUAAUGUUAAACUUCCAACUCCACUUGUGUCUUCAGAGCAUAUUUAUAUUAUGACAGCUACUCAAUAUGUCAUAUUUAUAUAACUUUAAACAAUUCCAGCAUCUUGUAAUUGCGUUCACUCCAUAAUUUUAUAGCCAUACUAGAACUGAAUCAUGGUCUGUCUUCUUAAAAUUUUGCUCCUAACUGCAUCUUUUGCUCUUCUUGCGUGUAGUUAAAGAACUCAACGCCAAUCCUACUCAAAACACACCAUCUCUUACCCGUCCAGUCAUCAACUAUAACUUGUCAAAGUUGUUCUUUAUUUUACUUAAAUUCUGGAUUCUUGUAAUGCAUAUUAAACUACCUAAUGAGAAUAUAUAGCUAAUGUUAGCAUACAUCAUGUAUUCAGAAUUCGCUUGAUAAUAUCUGCUCUUCUUACAUCUAGAAAAUGAGUUUACCCUUGUUCCUUCUUGCACAUUAUCUUAUUUUCCUUACUUCUUACUUUCAAUAUCAAUAAUACAAAGGCUGUAAGUUUCUUUGUUAUUGCUAGAUUGUCCUUAUAUUUAGAUCAUAAGCAUUUUGUAUUUAAAACUGA